AUCACACAUGACUAAUACCCGGUGAACAGACGGUCGUAGCAUUGACGGUAAAUAUUAAUAUUAACAGUCUAUGGGUCGUAGUUACAAAUUGUGUUGAAGAGGAACAACUGCACAGUGCUGCGUUUCCAACCGGACGACUUUAGCAGGAGAACCAGGUCAGAGCAAACCCAGCAAACACACACCAUCUAUGAAACACACUACACAGCACGUAAGCGCUCAGUCAGAGAGCUGUUUUCUUCACAGGUCUCUUAGCCGGUUAAAAUAAAUUGUAUGCGUGUGUUCAGCAUGUGUAUCCGGACGUGUUGCUCUGUGUAGUGAAAUAUCUUCCGUAGAAAAGGUUUUUGUUUAGUUCACAAACAGGGACUGUCUUGUUUGCUAACCUUAGCUCACGUUAGUUCCUCAUGUAGCAUUAAACGGUCCCAUAAUUGCCCUGUGUCCUUUUCCCACUGGUUUGAAGGACGUGUCAGUUUAUACAGCAUGUUUUGCUGUUGCACGUCAGCUGAUUUAAAGUGUCGGUACAUUUCAUCUAUGGGUAGUAGUCAUGAGCUCUGUCUGUGACUAAUUUACAUGCGGCCCAGGUGAUACAACACAAAAAGGUGAAUAAUUCUACUUUUAGGUUAAGUCAUGAAGGAGGUUUUUAGGAAGAUACACAGCAUCUUUUUAAAGAUCGCCCUGUUUCCGAGCACAUUUGGCAGGACAGGCCCGCGGCCAGCUGCCUCAGAGGUGUUGACCUGCCACCUGCUGCAGCGUAAGCUCCCGCCGUGGACUUCAUACUGUGUCCGCUACAGCUCCGUUCACAAUGACCAGUUCGGACUGUCCAACUUUAAUUGGAGAGUCCAGGGAUCCAACUACCAAAUACUGAGAACAGGCUGCUUCCCCUUUAUAAAAUAUCACUGUACCAAAACGCCUCCACAAAACCUGGACUUUGAGGACACAUUUUUCACCAUGUUGAAAGUUCUUAAUCUGGGCAUCCCUUGUUUGGCCUAUGGCAUUGGUUGCUGGAUGGUGGUAGGAGCUGCAGAAACAGUGCAGACAAGUGUUGGACCAGUCACAGUCUAUUUCGCUUACAAAGAAGAAGAAGGCGCACAGUAUUAAACCAUGAACAAAACACUAUUUUGAAUGUGUUUGCAAGAGGCUCUUGUCUGCCAACUGCUGUAGCCUAUUUUUAACAGCUCCCCAGGUGAUGUUGUAGUGGACCUAUUGACAAAAGUGCAAUAUUGUGUAAUUCCUGCUCCUGUUGUCUGACUGCACAGGUUCAUUUGUGUUUAAUUAUUUAAGAUUUAAAAGUUGCAGUGAAGGAGUCAGUGAUGCAUGUUAUUACACUGACACACAAUAUGGACAGUGUUUGUUGAGAAAGCUAACCUUCCAUUAAAGUAUAAUGAAAAGUUUAGGAUUUCUCGGAGAAUAGACCCUACGCCUUUUCCUGGAUGUUUUCACAGUGAUGUUUGUGAAUGUUGUAGGUCUACCAACCUCCAGUUCAUGUCUUCAGAGUCAAUACAUUGUAAAAAUAUAUUAUUGCAACAAAUAUUAAAGUGUGUAAUGGUU
This is a messenger RNA of Perca fluviatilis (European perch), 1545 nucleotides long. It is a transcript of the gene c8h15orf61, whose product is annotated as chromosome 8 C15orf61 homolog. The transcript has 2 exons. The coding region runs from base 625 to 1095 and encodes 156 amino acids. The record is from RefSeq and is a predicted model, not a curated record. Lineage: Eukaryota; Metazoa; Chordata; Actinopteri; Perciformes; Percidae.